GUCGGCCGGCCGGCCGGCCAGCCUGCUUCGAUGGAUAGUUUGCCACUCUGCCUCUGCCCGUCCCUUUCUGAGUUUCUGCCUUCACCCAUUCAUCUUCCUCGGUAUUCACCGCCUGCGUUUGCGCAGCAGCCAAAUCCAAGGAGCAGGCGGCCAUGGCGGCGGCGAAGCCCAUCCUGUACAGCGCGUGGAUCAGCUCCUGCUCCUUCCGAGUCCGGAUCGCCCUCAAUCUCAAAGGUGUGGAUUAUGAGUACAGGGCUGUGAUACGGACUGAUCCAGAUUAUGAAAAGAUCAACCCAAUCAAGUAUGUCCCAGCAUUUGUAGAUGGGGAUUUUGUUGUUUCUGACUCUCUUGCAAUCAUAUUGUAUCUCGAAGACAAAUAUCCCCAGCACCCUCUUUUGCCUCAAGAUCUCAAACGAAAAGCUCUUAAUCUUCAGAUUGCAAAUAUAGUGUGCUCGAGUAUUCAACCUCUUCAAUGUUACGCCGUAAUUGGUCUGGCUGACGGCAAGUUAGGCUCCAAUGAGAGCCUUCAGAUUGUUCAGCAUUACAUCGACAAGGGAUUUAGAGCAAUUGGAAAACUUCUGGAAGGGUGUGACAGUAAAUAUGCUACUGGAGACGAAGUCCAAUUGGCGGAUGUGUUUCUUGCACCCCAGAUCCAUGCAGGCGUGACGCGCUUUCAAAUUGAUAUGUCAAAAUAUCCUCUUUUGGAGAGAUUCUACAAAGCCUACAUGGAAAUUCCGGCGUUUCAAGCUGCUGUUCCUGAAAAGCAGCCAGACGCUCCAUCGUCCUGAUACAGAAAUUCGAAGCAAUGCCGAGAUGCAUGCAGCAGUUUGAGUGUAGGAUGUCUGAAGUAAUGUGGAAAUUGCAAUUUCUGUGCCGAGAUGCAUGCAGCAAUUUCAGUGUAGUAAUAAAGUUGCUGGUUCUUCCAGUAUCCAUGGAUGACAAGAGCAGCUUGCUCUUGUACAAGAGAAUAAUUGCACUAAACCUCUCAGUGAGAAAAGGUCAUGGCGCAGUCAAUAACUUACAUGUAGACUUGAGGGGUGUUUGUUCUUGAGGGUACCAGCGGAAAUAAACAGUCUGAUUGGUGGGUCCAGAGCGUCAGAAUGUGUCUGUCUAUGUAAGCACCAACCCCACCUGUAAUAAUGGACUAUCGAGAUUGUGAUGAA
Messenger RNA from Phragmites australis (common reed), 1163 nucleotides. RefSeq names its product glutathione S-transferase-like. Gene Ontology annotation, biological process: L-phenylalanine catabolic process; glutathione metabolic process. Gene Ontology annotation, molecular function: glutathione transferase activity; maleylacetoacetate isomerase activity. Bases 153 to 788 code for a protein of 211 amino acids. The record is from RefSeq and is a predicted model, not a curated record. NCBI's taxonomy places the organism in Eukaryota, Viridiplantae, Streptophyta, Magnoliopsida, Poales, Poaceae. The transcript is spliced from 10 exons. Gene Ontology annotation, cellular component: cytoplasm.